This is a messenger RNA of Spodoptera frugiperda (fall armyworm), 6435 nucleotides long. RefSeq names its product integrator complex subunit 1 (gene IntS1). NCBI's taxonomy places the organism in Eukaryota, Metazoa, Arthropoda, Insecta, Lepidoptera, Noctuidae. Bases 147 to 6119 code for a protein of 1990 amino acids. Gene Ontology annotation, biological process: U2 snRNA 3'-end processing. The transcript is spliced from 35 exons. The record is from RefSeq and is a predicted model, not a curated record. Gene Ontology annotation, cellular component: integrator complex.
GUCAUUCAGUUUAUUUUGUUGUCGACUCGAUCGAUGCUUGGCCGCACGAUUUUAUAAAUAAUAACUGCGGUUAUAAGUGAAAUUUGCUUACAGAUGCUUUGAUAUUAAAUUCCAAGAACUGGACUAUACAUAUGUUGGGUUAAAGAAUGGACAGAGGAAAAAUGCCUUCAGCGGGUCGGGGAGCUAAGAGCAAGGCUCCGCAGCACCCACAAGAUAUCUUCGCGUUGGGCAGUAAGUCCACUGUGGUGGUCUCCAGGGACCCUGAGAAGAGGAACAUCCAUAAACCUUCUACCAGUAGUGUAGAACGCAAAAGAGAACCGUCAGGGUUUGGAAGCCAGCCGCCCAGCAAGCGUGCGAGGAUUGGUUCACCUGCUGAGGCAGUUGGGGGCACAUCUCUUGAAGUAGACCCGGUAGACCUGGUGCCUAAUGUAUUACAGGCUUUGGACACACAUAACUCUGACAAGCUGUUAGGCCUGCUGACAGGCUCUAUACGUCUCCUCAAAUCCCAGCGUUCCAAACCAGACCCGAUACUAUGUAUGGGCUUACUAUACCUGACCAAAAUACGACCGAACAUGUUUGCACAUGAGACGGUCACGCAGAGCCUCUGUACGCUACUGAAGAGGGAACAAGGAGCUGCAUUCAAGAACAAAGGGAAUCCACUUGUGUAUAUACUGGCGUGUAACAUGCUGUACGCUGGACACAGGGAGAGCAACAACUGGCCUGAUAUAUUUAUUAAGGUUUACAUCGAGGAUGCCCUGAAUGAGCGUUGCUGGGUGGAAUGUUCAUGGUGCAAAUGCUUCGUGGAGAAUGUGGUGACUGCGUUCAGCACCAAGCAGCCACCGUCACACCUCAUACCCACUGAUAACACCUUGGGAACUAUGUCUCCAUCAGGGUCGGGCUCCCCGCUAAUGGGUAGUACAGAGGAAGACCCAGACAAUAUGGAGCUGGAAUACUCGGUGUUUCCAAGGUAUUCUAGUAGCUAUGAGGCGGUGGAGACACUCGUCCUGGAAGCCAUCAAGGAACAGAUCCAGCGUCGCUCGGCGGCGCCCGACGCCAUCGGCAAGGGAUUCCUCAAGCUACUGUCUGCCACGUGCGGCUUCCCAGAGAUCCGUAUGAUAUCAGCGUCUCGUCUCGAAGCGUGGCUGCAUUCCGGCAAGCUGUGGCGUUGUGCGCAAGAGUUGUUGGCCUACGUGUGCUGCAACUGCGACGCCUGCGGGCCCACUGCGGCCAGGGACCACGAGGUCCUGGCGCAGCUGGCGCGCAUGCGGCUCAAGACCAAACCGCUGCAGGCGGCCUACCAGGCUUGUCUUAGAGAGAUGGUGUCGGACAGCCCGCCACUCCUGCGCAGCGUGGUGACGCACACGAUCUACAACGAGCUGUCCAACGUGCGCUCGCCCAACAACAUGGCGGUGCUGGCCGCGCUCAUACAGGCGCAGCCGCAGCAGGUCCCCGCCGCCAUGGCAGACACCUACCAAGAGCUAGUUCUCCGUCCAGAAGACUACCUACGUCCGCUACGCGCGUUAACGCGCGAAGUGGUGCGUGCAGCGCGUGCAGACGCGCAGGCACUGCUGCCGCUGGCACGCGCGCUGGCGCAGCCCCCGCCACACGAACCGCCGCCCGAGGUGCGAGAGCGUGCGUUCUCGUCCAUAGCAGACCUGUUCUGCUGCUGCUGCCUGGUGACGGCGUCCCACAGCAAGCACCUGCCGGAGUACCGCCAGCAGAUCUGCGUCAUCCAGGCCUCCGCCCUCGGCUGGCUGCUGGACACCGCCAUGCCGCUGUACCGGCCUAGCAGACAUGACUACCAACUCGCCUUGAAUAAGGUGAUGUUCGUGGAGGCGGCGGAGUCGUACAGCAAGGUGGACAACUGGCCGCCGGAGUCGGAGCGCGCCGCCACGCUGCGCCUGUGCUGCGACGCGCCGCUGCCGCAGAACACGCUGCUGCGCGUCAUCUUCAUCGGCCUCUCCAAGGACAUCCCAGUGUCACCGGCAGAGGUGUUCGAGCUGGUGGAGCAGUUGGUGCGCCGCGCAUGCGCACUGCCCGCCGACGAGAACCCCCUGCAGGUGGACAAGCUGGAGAUAGCCGACUACAUCUUCCAACUGUGUCAGUUCAACCCUCCGGAUAAUAUUACGCUCCCGACCGGCUACACCCCUCCCGCGCUGGCCAUCACGUCGCUGUACUGGCGCGGCUGGAUCCUGCUGACGAUGCUGGCUGCCCACAACCCCCAGCAGUUCGCAGAGCGCGCCGCCGCCAUGUAUCCCACACUCCGAGCCCUCAUCGAGAUGUGUAUCACCAACAAGCCGAGUAUAGAAUGGAGUAGCAGUACCGCGGCGGAGGCGGAGCGCGCCGAGGCCGAGCGGGCCGCCAUACUGCAGCUGGAGACGCACCUGGCCGCCGCCAGCAACUCCAAGAUGCCCGUCAAUGAACACAACUCCAGGCUGCUGAGCCAGCUGACGACCUUGGAACCCCUGGGUCCUGCUCGGAAGCCUCCGCAGGCGAUCAUAGAGACGCUGCAGGCGAUGAGCUCGCAGAUGAGGCUGGGCAAGCUGUUGUGCCGCCAGCCGGCGCUGCUGCUGGACCUGGUGGAGAGGCACGGCACCCGCCGGGCCAUGCCCUGGCUGCACCAACUGCUCAGGCACGACCAGCUCGAACUUAGCGUGCUCCCAGUGCAGUGCCUGUGCGAGUUCCUGUCGGCGGGGGGCGCGGGCGGGGGCGCGGGCGGCGGGGAGGUGGGCAAGGCGGGCGAGCUGUGCGGGCACCUGCGGCGCACCGUGGCCGACUCGGAGGAGGGCGCGCGCGCCGUGCUGCACUACUACAUGACCCGCCUCGCACACACACACGCGCCCACCAGGGCCUCCGCCAACAGGGGUCUGAAGCUGGUGCUGCAAUCUUCGGACGAUACAUCUGAAACUGAUUACAACGCCGACGUUGGUCCCGAGGAGUGGUUGGAGCUGGUGUGGGCCCUCCCCCACUGGGAGGCGGUGCGCGAGGAGGUGGUGCUGCGCGUGCGCACGGCGUGCACGGUGGAGUGCGUGCCGCGCCACCUGGCGGCCUACGUGGCCUUCCUGCAGCACUACGUCGCCUGCACGCCCGCGCUCGACCAUACCGACCUCGUGCUCGACCUGAGCCAGGUGAUAAUGGAACGAGCGCAGGUGAUGGGCAACGUACUGGGCACGGGCGAGCGCGCCGAGCACGACGUGCACGACGCACAGGAUCCGAACGUGCACGAGCUGCAGCGCGCACAGCAUCGUGCGCUGUAUUCUCUUACUAAGAUACUCUAUGAUUAUUUACAAAAGCUCCGUAGCGGCGCAGCCUGCGAGGCUAGCGCGGGGUCUGCGUGGUCGUUCAGCGAGCGAGUGUCGGUGCAGUGGCCGAGCGGUCGGACUGCACGGAUGCACCUCAUGCUGGCGCACGCGUACGUCAAGCUGCUGUGCAUCGGACCUUCUAUGUACGACACAAACCAAGAGAUGUACUCGUGGCUAAUGUCGGUGUGGGUGGGCAGCGAAGCCCCGGUGGCGUACACGGCGGCGGGGGCGGAGGCCUGCCUGCUGCCGGACUGGCUGCGCCUGCACAUGGUGCGCUCGGCGCGCCAGCCGCUGCUCGAGGCCGGGAUGAGAGCCCUGCCCGCGCCUAAACUGGCUCUCUUUAUCCAGACCUUUGGCAUGCCUGUGCAAGCUAUGAGCGCCCUCCUGUCGGCCCUGGACGCGUGUCCGGCGGGCGCGCUGUCCCGGCUGGGCGUGGAGCGCGGGUACAUGUCGCAGCUGCUGGGCGUGCAGCGCGCAAGGGGGGCCACUGGCGGACAUGCAUUCGCCGCCACGCUCAGGCUCACGCCGCUCACGUACCCACCUGACGACAAGCUAUUCGUGAAAGAAGAGCUGCCGAUGGAGCCGGAGGACGACUGGGGCAGCUGUGUGGUCCCAGUGCCACUACAGCCAGACCAGGUGUCUCCGCUGCUCAGCACCGUGUUCCUCGCCGCCAACAGCUUCCACGGAGACAUCGACUCCGCCUUCUCAGAGCUUAUUGCGUUGGUGACAGCGGACGUGAAGGCGGGCGGCGGGGCGAUGUCGGGCGCCGCCGUGGUGUGGCUGCGGGGGCUGGCCGGCACCGCCGCCGGCGCCGCCGCACUCGUCCGCCGCACCGCGCACGCCGCGCCGCUACUGCGGGCCCUGCUGCCGCACCGCACGCCCGCCGUCAUGCAGGUGGCGGACACGCUGCUGAUGCAGUGCAAGCUGCUGGCGGGCCCGGUGGUGGACGUGCUGCGCAGCAUGAUGCAGAGCGGCGCCGCCGUCAAGCGGGAGCUCGACAUACACGUGCCGCCGCACGCCAACAAGAUGCAACUCAUCGCAGCGCUGGAGGCGGCGUCUCCGAGCACCCUGGAGGCGCUGGGCAACCGCAUCAUCUCCAGCCAGGACCCGCGCGUCAUCGUCGACGUCAUCACGCACAUACUCGAGAAGAGCCAGGACGGACACUACGAGUGCAAGAUAAAGCACGAGGACGGCAGCGCGGUGCCUGCGCACGUGUUCUCCCGCGGCGGGCUCGGCUGCGGCCUGCUGCUGGACUGGAUGUCCGAGCUGCAGAGGGAGGCGCUCGGGCCCAGCGACCAGAGGCACCGACAGAUGCAGUUAAUGUUCCGGUCGGGCUGCGCCCCCUGGCGGCCGCUACUGGUGACCUUGCUGGCACACCGCGCCUCCUGGCGCACCCUGCACUACUGCCUCACCACGCUACUGGAGCCCGAGGGUGGCUGGUCUCCGAGCGCGGUGCUGGACUUCGCGGAGACGUUGGUGGAGAGUCCCCGCGUGUGGCAGGGCCGCGACAAGACCACGCCCAAACACUACGUGCCCGACGACACGCUGCGGCUUAGCUACCAGCAGCUGGGCGUGAUGGUCCGCUACGUGGCGGAGGAGGUCCGCGCGGUGGAGGCGGCCAGCGGGGGCGAGGCGGCGCGGCGCCGGGCGGAUGCGCGCCUGCGUCUGCUGCUGCGGGCCGCCGCCGCGCCCCCGCAGCUGCUGGCCGUGGCCAGCGCCGCCAGGGAACACCACCCGCUGCUGCUGCUGCUGCUGUACAUGAAGGUGCCGAAGAUCCUGCCGCUGCUGCUGCAGUCGGGCCCCCGCAGCCGCGCGCUGUCCCUGCUGGCGGUGUCCCCCGAGCUGCGCGCCGCGGCGGCCAGCUCCACCAGCGCCACGGACCGCGUGUCGCACGCGCUGCUCACCGCCAUCGCCGCGCCCCACAUACACACCAAGGAGUACAACCAGAAACUAUGGCGCAUGGAAGCAGAAGUGCGAGGUCUAUGGGCGCGAGUCGGCGGGGCGGGAUCUCGUGCACUGGGCCUGGCCGCAGCCCUACUGAGGGGCGCAGGCCCACACCUGCGGCACCACACCCACGUGCUGGCGGCGCUGGAGGUGCUGCCCGACCAGGAGCUGUUCGCGGCCAGCAACACGGCGGACGUGCACAGCAUCCUGGAGUGCUUCCUGUCGCUGGCGCGCACCCAGCCGGGCGGCGCCGCCAGCCCGCUGCUGCACCGCGUGUCCGCCAUCCUGCGCCGGUACCUGGCCUGCAGGCCGCAGCUGGCCGGGGCCCUGCUGCAUCAGCAUAAGGAUACUAUCGCCAACACCCCGGCCCUAUCGUCCCUGCAGGCGGCGGAGGUGAGCCCCCCGGCGUCGGCGGCGCCGCCCCCGCUGGCACUGCAGGCGCUGCAGCGCCGGUACGACACGCCGGACAACCUGCACUGGAUGCUGCAGGAGAUCGAGGCGUGGGGCUCCCGGCGCGGCGGCGCGUGGGGCGGCAGCGCGUGGGCGGCGCAGGUGCUGCGCUGCGCCGCGCCGCACGCCGCCGCGUCGCACGCGCCGCUGCGGCACACCGCGCUGUCGCUGCUCGCCAAGCUACUGCCCGCCGUCACCGACACCACGCCCGGUCUGCAAGCCGUGUUAGAAUGCCUGGACUCGCACCAGCCUGAAGUAACCCAAUCACUACUGGACAAGCUGCCAGACAUAUUGAUAGGCAUGCAGGAGCACGCUGCCAAGGUACUGAUGCGAGUGUUCGAGCUGGGGCUCAAGUCGCGGCACCCCGUGGAGCCCUGCCUCGCCAAGUGUGUCACCACCAUUAACUCACAUCGAGGGUGCUAACUUGGAGAUUGAAUAUGAUCAAACUAGAACCACGACACAAAAAAAUAUCUUCAUGUGGAGUAAUAUAAUUAUAAAAUAUCUGAAAUGUGAGUAGGAUAUUUUUAGCAAAUAACUAAAUAUUGUUCUGUUUCUAAUACAAAAUCGGAACAAUCACCUUUAUGCAUGUGAUAGCUAUGUUCAAUAUUGGACAUAUUAUAUGUUAGUUUGUGAAUUAAUUAUGACCAAGUUUGUAAAAACUGUGAACAUAAAUAAAUAUCCAAAUGACCCUGACUGGACUGGAGAGUUGAUAGUUUGAUAAAUUGAUAGAUACUUUGCU